CCGACUGUGCCAGCCAAGAAGGAUCCGAGUCAAAAAUGACAUCCGACCUCGAUUUUGGAUCGAAUGACGCUCUAACUCCGAAAUAAGUAGUCCCCGCCGCGGCGCUCAAAACAUGACGACGAGUUUCCAUGCGUUCGAAGAAUUUGUUAGCCGCCCUCCCUGUUCUCACUGUGUUACUAUAAACACCCCAUCCGAUCCAAUCAAACAGAGUCUCUCUCUCUCUCUCUCUCAGAAUGUGGCACCACUCGAGAACUGAAAGGAAGCAGGCAAAGAGUUCAUGGCCAAAAGUUAUCUUCAAAAAAUGGCUUAACCUUGAAAGUAAGGUUUCUGACUUCAGCGCAGAUGAGGGAGACAGCAAUACUGAUUAUCAUGACGAGGAUGAGGAACAGGUCAGAGGGGGCUUAUUGCAUACUAAGGAGGAGAAAUUCUGAAACCCUACGUGCACAAUACAUUGAUGCCAAGGAUAUAAGGAUUUGUGUUGGUACAUGGAAUGUUGGGGGGAAAGUUCCGCAUGAUGACUUGGAUAUUGACGAGUGGCUAAAUACAAAUGAACCUGCUGAUAUGUAUGUGCUUGGCUUUCAGGAGGUUGUUCCAUUGAAUGCGGGGAACAUAUUCGGUGCUGAAGACUGCAGUCCAGUGCCAAGAUGGGAAAAUCUCAUUCGUAAGUCACUGAACAAAGUUCAAACGGGAAAACCAACAUGCAAAUGCUACAGUGAUCCUCCUUCUCCUUCAAGGCUCAAGCCCUCUGAAGAUGCUUCUGCCAUUAUCGAAAAAUUGCUUUUGCAUGAAACUGAUAAUGAAAGUGACAAUGAAAUGAUCCAACAAGUCAAUAAUUCCAUGAAUGAUUGUGAUGAUUUCAAUGGGAUUAGCACUGAGAACGGGCUAUCAAUGAAAAAGUUGGAUAAGUGUCAUCGUUUUAGUAUGAUAGACAGUGACAUAAUUCCCAAAACACCAAUUUCUCAACAAAACAAGCUAAUUAAAACAUGUUGGGGCUCAGAAAAGAUUGGCUUGGCAUGGCCAGAACAACCACGGGAACUAUUAGCCAGGCGUGUUUCAGAUAGUCCAACUUUAAGAUCAAAGUCUUUUAAGACUUGCAGUCCACUCGCUUCAGCUUUGGGAGAUAAAAAAGAUUCAUUAUACUUUGGAUCGAUACAAGAGUUUGAUCCACGUGUCAUUUUCCGUGCAAAGAAAAGAUCGUCUUUUGUGAGGAUCAUAAAAAAACAAAUGGUUGGCAUUUUCAUAUCAAUAUGGGCUCGGAGAUACCUUCAAAAGAUUAUUCAAAACGUGAAGGUGUCUUCUGUUGGUGUUGGUGCUAUGGGAUAUAUAGGAAACAAGGGAUCCAUCUCAGUUAGCAUGUCCGUAGGCCAAACACAAUUUUGCUUUAUAUGCUCUCACUUAUCAUCUGGGGAAAAGAAAGGAGAUGAGCUUCGUCGGAAUGCUGAUGUGCAGGAGAUUAACCGAAGAACUAGAUUUGCGGGACUGCAUAAAACAAUUAAAGAUCAUGA
Messenger RNA from Phalaenopsis equestris, 1505 nucleotides. RefSeq names its product type IV inositol polyphosphate 5-phosphatase 3-like. Gene Ontology annotation, molecular function: phosphatidylinositol-4,5-bisphosphate 5-phosphatase activity; phosphatidylinositol-3,4,5-trisphosphate 5-phosphatase activity; inositol-polyphosphate 5-phosphatase activity. Gene Ontology annotation, biological process: phosphatidylinositol dephosphorylation. The record is from RefSeq and is a predicted model, not a curated record. NCBI's taxonomy places the organism in Eukaryota, Viridiplantae, Streptophyta, Magnoliopsida, Asparagales, Orchidaceae.